AUGACACCGCGUCCUCCAAACCUCCCCACCCUCACCCUCCUUCUAACAUUCCUCACGCUCACACUCACCGUCCCGCGACUGCACGGCGAGGUGGUGAUGAUGGAGGACGACCACGGCGCGCUGCACAUCAACACGAGCAAUCCAGUGAACGACCGCGUGUUCGUGAACGGCGUGGACGUGGGCAAGCUGUUUGGGGCGAUUCAGGAACAGGAGAGCAUGCUGGCAGUGCAGCGGCGCGUGAACGAGGAGCUGCAGCAGAGGGAUCGGCAGAAUCGGGCUGCCCUGUGUCGCCGCUUUCCACCAUCGGCAGACUCCACAACACUGACUGGCGUCGGCACCGGAGGCGAAGACUGGAUUGGUGGCGUGCUGGCCAGCAACGGCCUCAUCUACGGCAUCCCCUACAACUCCGCUUUCGUGCUCAUCAUCGACCCAGUGACAAAGGCGGUGGACACGACGACCAUCACCAUCCCAGAGGGUGAGCACUGGGCGGGGGCAGUGCAAGCAAACGACCUCGUGUUUGGCUUCCCAACAAGCUCGCAGGCUGUCCUCCUCAUCGACCCCAGCACAAACGCCACCGACACAACGACGCUUGGGAACCUGCCAUCGGAAUCGGUCAAGUGGAUCAGCGGUAUUGUCGCUGACAACGGGCUCAUCUAUGGCAUUCCGUGGUCCGCCUCCUCGGUCCUCAUCGUUGACCCAGUGACCAACGCCACCGACACCACGGCCAUAGCCAGCGUUGGAACAGACCCGUUCAAGUGGUAUGGCGGUGUGCAGGCGCGCAACGGACGCAUCUACUGCAUGCCAAGCAACGCGCAGGCCGUGCUCAUCAUCGACCCGGCCACAAACACGACAGACACCACCAGCCUUGUUGGCUUGGCCAGCCGUGGCGGUGGCUGGCGCGGCGCCGUGCUCGCCAGCAACGGGCUCAUUUAUUGCAUCCCGUACGUGGAGACGUUUGUGCUCAUCAUCGACCCAGCCACCAACGCUGCCGACACCACCUCCAUCACCGACCUCCCCGACAACAGCUUCAAGUGGCAGGGCGGCGCACGGGUGGCGGACGGCCGCAUCAUCGGCUUUCCACACUCUGCCUCAUCCGUGCUCAUCAUCGACCCGGCCACGAACACGGUCGACAUCACGUCGCUUCCCGUGACAGAGGGCAGCAGCAAGUGGUUUGACGGCGUGCUUGCAGACAACGGCCUCAUCUACGCCAUUCCCUUCAACCACGAGCACGUCCUCAUCAUCGACCCGGGCUGCUGA
This is a messenger RNA of Salpingoeca rosetta, 1257 nucleotides long. RefSeq lists its product as uncharacterized. Lineage: Eukaryota; Choanoflagellata; Craspedida; Salpingoecidae. The coding region runs from base 1 to 1257 and encodes 418 amino acids. The record is from RefSeq and is a predicted model, not a curated record. The transcript has a single exon.